CCCCGCCCGCUCGGGGCUCGGCUGGCGCUGCCUGCCCGCCCCCACGUGGCCCCGCGCCAUGGCCGCUCCGCCGCGUUCCGCUGGUGCGGCCCUUCUGCCCUCCGCCAGCAGCGCAGGCCGAGCCCCACGUCGCGCCGCCCGCCAGGUCCCCGAGGAGCUGCUGAACAAUGCGGAGCUGCGGGAGGCGGUGGGGGCUCUGCCCUCCAACUACAACUUCGAGAUCCCCAAAACCAUCUGGCGGAUCCGGCAGGCGGGAGCCAAAAAAGUGGCCCUACAGAUGCCGGAGGGGCUGCUCAUGUUUGCCUGCACCAUUGCUGACAUCAUUGAGCGGUUUACGGAUGCCGAGGCGGUGGUGAUGGGCGAUGUGACCUACGGCGCGUGCUGCGUGGAUGACUACACGGCGCGGGCUCUGGGCGCUGACUUCUUGGUGCACUAUGGACACAGCUGCCUGAUCCCCAUCGAUGCCACGCGUGGGCUGAAGAUGCUCUACGUCUUCGUGGACAUCAAGAUCGACACAUCCCAUUUCCUCGACACCGUCCGCUUCAACUUUGCCUCGGGCUCUUCCCUGGCCCUGGUCAGCACCAUCCAGUUCGUGGCAGCCGUGCAGGCGGCCUCACAGGAGCUGCGGUCGCAGUACAAGGUGUGCGUGCCCCAGUGCAAGCCACUGUCCCCCGGUGAGAUACUGGGCUGCACAUCGCCCCGGCUCGCACGGGACACUGAUGCCAUUGUCUAUUUGGGAGACGGCCGCUUCCACCUGGAGUCCAUCAUGAUUGCCAACCCGGGGAUACCCGCCUACAGGUACGAUCCCUACAGCAAGGUGUUCUCGCAGGAGCACUAUGCCCAUGACCGCAUGCACAGGGCCCGGCAGGACGCUAUCCACACCGCUGCCCGUGCCCAGUGCUGGGGGCUGCUGCUGGGCACCCUGGGGCGACAGGGAUCUCCUGGCAUCCUACAGCACCUGGAGUCACGGCUGCGUGCCCUGGGCCGGCCCUUUGUGCGGGUGCUGCUGUCUGAGAUCUUCCCCAGCAAGCUGGAGCUCUUUGAUGGUGUGGAUGUGUGGGUGCAGAUCGCCUGUCCCCGGCUCUCCAUCGACUGGGGAGAGGCCUUCAGCAAGCCACUGCUGACACCCUAUGAGGCGGCGGUGGCUCUUGGGGACGUCGAGUGGCAGCAGCCAUACCCCAUGGACUUCUAUGCCAGUCAGUCCCUGGGGCCGUGGACGGCCAACCACACAGCUCGGCCGGCCCAGGAGAAGCCGCCCGUGCCCCCCAGCCUGAAGAAUGGCACUGAUGGGUCCCACAGUGCCCACCCGCCUGAGGACACGGCUGCCUCCUGAACGGGGUCCCGGUGGCCCCGCUGCCACCUGUGGGGACUUGGCAUGGGUAUGGCC
This is a messenger RNA of Numida meleagris (helmeted guineafowl), 1387 nucleotides long. RefSeq names its product diphthamide biosynthesis 1 (gene DPH1). Gene Ontology annotation, molecular function: 2-(3-amino-3-carboxypropyl)histidine synthase activity. The transcript is spliced from 12 exons. Bases 59 to 1333 code for a protein of 424 amino acids. The record is from RefSeq and is a predicted model, not a curated record. NCBI's taxonomy places the organism in Eukaryota, Metazoa, Chordata, Aves, Galliformes, Numididae. Gene Ontology annotation, biological process: protein histidyl modification to diphthamide.